Ipomoea nil (Japanese morning glory) is the source of this 1032-nucleotide messenger RNA. Its product is annotated as probable pectinesterase 67. The transcript is spliced from 5 exons. Gene Ontology annotation, molecular function: pectinesterase activity. The record is from RefSeq and is a predicted model, not a curated record. Gene Ontology annotation, biological process: cell wall modification. NCBI's taxonomy places the organism in Eukaryota, Viridiplantae, Streptophyta, Magnoliopsida, Solanales, Convolvulaceae. Bases 1 to 1020 code for a protein of 339 amino acids.
AUGAUGAACACUUUAUUAUCUCCUUUGCAAUACUUGUUAAUCUUUGUCUCUCUCAUUAUCACCCCCUAUUUUCUUCAUGGAUUCCAAGCCAAAAGUGUCAUUGACUCCCCACUUUUAACUAAGAAAAUUGGAACCAAUAAUAAUGUCAUUCUUGUAGUUGAUCCAAAUGGAGAUGGGGAUUUUCAAUCUGUUCAAGCAGCAAUUGAUUUUGUUCCUCGAGGGAAUUCCAAUUGGGUAAUCAUACAUGUCAAAAAAGGCGUUUACAGAGAACAGGUGCAUAUACCAGGCAACAAGCCGUACAUAUUCAUGAGAGGUAGUGGAAGAGGGAAGACAGUGAUUGCGUGGUCUCACACUUCAGCUGACGCCUAUAGCCAGGGCCGGAUUUUAGGUUUUUGGGGCCCUGUUCUGAAUGGUGCUCCCCAAGGGAUGGGUCAACCCUCACACAACCAAUCAUCAGUGGCAGCAGUGGUAGCAGCAGACAAGGCAGGGUUCUACAGCUGUGGAUUCUUAAGCUCACGCAACACUCUCUUUGACUACAAAGGCAGACACUACUACAAUCACUGCUACAUUCAGGGCUCCACCGACUCCAUUUUUGACCGAGGACUAUCCAUGUUUCAUGGGUGUGAGAUAUUUGUGGUUGGAGACAAGAGAGCAGAGGUUCAUAGCUGUGUGACAGCACAACAUAGAGAUAGUGCAAAAGAGAAGAGUGGGUUUGUGUUUUUGAAUGGGAAGGUUUAUGGGGUUGGAGAUGUGUACUUGGGGAGAGCUAAAGGGGCUUACUCCACGGUGGUUUUUGCAAAUACAUAUUUGUCCAGGACUGUCAUUUCCAAGGGUUGGACUAAUUGGAGCCAUACAGGCCAUACAAAACAUUUGCACCAUGCGGAGUACAAGUGUCAUGGACCGGGUUCAGCCACAAAAGAUCGGGCCCAUUGGUCGAAGCAACUGAGUGAAGAAGAAGCGGCGGCUUUCCUAUCUAUCGGCUUCAUUCAAGGCUCCGAGUGGCUUCCGGCGUGGCUAUAAGUUUAGCUCACC